Molecule: messenger RNA, 2871 nt
Organism: Candidula unifasciata
Lineage: Eukaryota; Metazoa; Mollusca; Gastropoda; Stylommatophora; Geomitridae
Source: the annotation of a GenBank genome assembly
AUGGAGUACACUGCUGAAAAUGUUGAACAGGCAGUCAAGCAGUUCUACCUCAACCCUAGUCUCCAGAGUGAGGUCCACUUCUGGCUGACCGGAGCACAAAUCUCACCUGCAGCAUGGUCAUUCUGUUGGAGUUUGAUGGCUCCAAAUAAGGGUCUGGAAGUCCAGUACUACGGAGCAAGCUGUCUGCAUGUCAAGAUUGUCAGAUUCUGGCAUGAAAUUCCUCGUGAAGAAUAUGAAUCGUUGAAAUCCAAACUUCUCGAAUCCAUAGUACAGUUUUCCUCCGGACCCAGGGUGAUUUUGACGAGGUUAUGUGUUGGACUGUCUGCAUUGGUGCUUCAGCUUCUCCCAGACAACUGGCCAGGUGCUAUAGAAAAUCUCAUUGCCACAUUCCAGCAGGAAGGAUUUGCCUCAUUACCUACAGUGACACGAUGCCAGAUACUUCUAGAGGUUCUUACUGUGCUUCCAGAAGAGUUUUUCAGCACAAAUCUGUCCCAACAACGGAGGAUAGUUUUACGGCAAGAACUAACCAAAGGAAUGGAUCAUGUGAUCCCACUGCUGCAGUCACUGCUGACAGAUGAGAGCCCCCUGGAGGUGUACCAGAGUUCCUUGAAGGCUUUCUCUCGCUGGGUCGACUUUGGCCUGGCCAUUGAUAGAUCUGAACCGAUUAUACAACAGGUGUUCUCCUCGUUACACAACCCACAUUUAUUUGACAUCGCCUGUGAUACACUGGUGACUGUGUUUGCACAUCCUGAGUCGUACAGAUAUCCUGUGACGGUUCAGAGGCUGCUAUCACAAGUUGUGGCUCUACAAGGCUUGUUUUCCCAGGCUGUGCUUGACGAAGAUAAGGAAACUUGUGAAAGGAUCUGUCGUGUGGUGGUUUCAUUGGCAGAAAACCACACCAAGUUGAUAGUUGACUCUGUGCUGGGUCCUGAAGAGGUCAAACAGAACACCAUGUCUCUGCUGCAGAUGAUUCUGGCUUGUACAGGACUGCCAGGCUACUUCCCCAUUGAUGAAAGCUGUAGCGACCAGACAUUCACAUUUUGGUACUUACUGCAGGAUGAGUUAACCAAUGUCUCAGAAGAAGACCUCACACCACUGAUGGAGGUGUUCAAGCCCAUCUACUUCAUGUUGAUUGAGGUGCUACUGGUCAAAGCCAGGCAUCCGUCUGAAGCUGAGUAUGCCACCUGGUCACUGGAGGAAAAAGAGCAGUUUAGAUGUUACAGGCAAGACAUUGGUGAUACAAUGAUGUACUCCUACAGUAUUCUAGGGGAUGAGCUGCUGGCACAACUGGUCAACUGCCUGGUGACCCUAGUGGAGCAGUACAAACAUGGCAGCCAGGAGUGGCAGAGUGUGGAGGCCAUUCUGUUUGUGUUCUCUUCCGUCUCGGAAAAUGUUUCGUCCGAAGAGCACGUCCAGAUACCAAAACUGUUCUCUCAGAUCCGAGAAAUCCCAUUCGCCAACUCACAGCAGAUAUCAACAGCUCUGCACAUGAUUGGCUCAUUUGCCGAGUGGAUGCAGUGGCACCCAGAGACACUGAGCUAUGUGCUGCCCCUGGUCCUGGAGGGUAUUAGUAACCCAGAGGUGGGCACGGCCGCCACCAUCGCUCUCAAGGACAUUACCCGAGAGAACCUGUCCAACAUACAAGUGUAUGCACACCAGAUACUGACAGCCUGUCAGAGCACACUGGAGGCAAAUGUUUUAAAGUCCCGAGAUCUCCUACGCCUGAUGUCCAGCAUCGGCCAUGUCCUGUCUGUGAUGCCAUCCAACGAAAUUAUGCAGUACCUGGACACUAUGAUUGUCCCACACAUCCAACACCUGGAGGCUUUAGCGUCCAUGCAGCCAUGCCCCUCAAACCGUGCCGAUGUUCAUACAACAAUCAACAUCUUUGCCUGGCUGUUUGGGUCCCUGGACACAGAGAUGGAAGGAGGAGAACAAGAACAGCAAAGCCAGCAUCAGGUCAAGAAACAGACGCAGCAGAACACAACAGAACCAAAACCUAUUUUUGUGAUACUCCAAAAGAUCUAUCCCUCGGUACAGAAGCUGGCCUACUUGUGGAUAUUUGACAUGGCUAUUAUUGAGGCUGUUUGUGACCUGUUCAAAAAGGCUCUGCAGAAACUGGACGACUUUGCUCCAUUGUCAGGGGAUUUAACCCAGCUAGUCAUUAACUUAUACCAGAGGGCUCCGUGUACGCCAGUGAUUGAUCUUGGCAAGCAGUUGCUGAUCAUCUUUGGCCUACAAGAAAACUUUGUUCCCUUAUCAAAAGUCAUCGUGGAAAGUGUCUGCUCCAGGUCUCUGGACAUGUUUAAUGUGGGCAUGAGAAACUACACUGAUGUCAUUGAGGGGUUCAUGUGUUUUCUGACCCAGCUGAUGAAAAAGUUGAAAAAAUUUAUUCUCCGAUGCAACUGUGAUCUUGCUGCGAUAUUUCAAGCAGCUGUGUUAAGUAUGGCCCUACCAGAACAUGCAACAGUGAAAGCUUCAUGCAGUUUUGUGAUAGAAUUUCUCAACGCGGGUGCAGAGAGUGAAGUCAUCAGGAACAUUGUGGUCAACCACGGGCAUCUCUUAGUGGACCGCAUUUUAAGGGCCAUUGGCGGGGAGUCCCAGAGAGGCAUCAUUGAUUACAUCGCUGAUGUGAUCAUGGCAUUAAACAAGCACUACGUUUCACAGCUGGCAGGCUGGCUGAAACUCAUGGUAGACAACGAUGGGUAUCCGUCUCCCAGAGCUUCUAGGCAGGACAAGGAGAACUUUGUCAAAAACCUUCUGAGAGAUAAGAUGAACAAAGUCCGCACACGAGAGGUGGUUAAAGAGUUCACACUGCUGUGUCGAGGCUUGCUGGGGACCGAAUAUGCAGAGGCUGCAGCUGCAUUCUUGUGA